AAAUUUAGUGAUUUAAUGAAUAGAAGUUGGUAUGAAUAUACUAGUUUGAAUUUACAGGGAACAAAUGUUCUGAAAGACAAUGAUGCCAAGAGUCAUGAGAUUCGUAAGAAUAUCUUUGACCGAUUCUUCAAACUCAAGCACACUGUGAACGUAGCAACUAAUGGAGAGCAGUUGAAUCGUGAGUGUAGCCUGUUCACAGAUGAUGGAAGGUAUGUUAUCGUUGGAUCUGCAUCACCAGAAGAUAACAACAUUAUAGAUCACUUUGACCUCUACAGAAACAAUGAAUCAGUAACACCAAACCCCCGUUCUCCGUUAGAGGAUUACACGCUUCAUAUUAUUGACAUGGAAAUGGGCCAAUUGUGUGACUACAGAACAUUCAAGCAUGAUAAAAUUUUUCUUUCUCACAAUCAGGGUCUUUACCUCUAUGGGCAAACAUUGUCGGUUCUCUCUGUGCAGCAUCAAACAAUCCAUAUAUUUCAGAUUACCCCCAAUGGAACAUUUUUAGAUGUUCGUACCAUUGGAAGGAUUUGUUACGAAGAUGAUGACUACAUAUUGGCCACUGUUUGCCCAGACAGAAUGGAACGUAAUUACCAGCAUAAUCGAGAGAUUGUUAUAAACUGCUUAAAGCAUAGGUUGUUAGUGUUUUUAUAUCGCCGUGCAGAGGCCUUAAGCAAAAAAGAGGGCAACCCACGCGCAUUGAGGGAAUAUUUCCAUUACUUCGACCAUCUUUUUUUAUUGAGAAUGUGGAAGAUGCAGCUUCUUGAUGAUGCUCAUUUAGUUAUUAAGUAUGCAUCUGAAGAAGUGGUAACUUUACGAACUGCUGAACCAAAUGGCCAGCCUUCAUUCUUUGUAGUCUACAACAUGAUUACAACAGAGAUUAUAGCAGUAUAUGAAAACACAUCCUCAGAGCUCUUGGAGUUUAUUUGAAAAGAUGGCAGAUUUCUUCCGUAAUGCAAGACUUAGCUGUGAGUCCCAGUUUACUUGCUCCCCAUCCAACAAUACAU
This is a messenger RNA of Macrobrachium nipponense, 1004 nucleotides long. RefSeq names its product DET1 homolog. Lineage: Eukaryota; Metazoa; Arthropoda; Malacostraca; Decapoda; Palaemonidae. The transcript has 5 exons. Gene Ontology annotation, cellular component: cullin-RING ubiquitin ligase complex; nucleus. Gene Ontology annotation, biological process: protein ubiquitination; positive regulation of proteasomal ubiquitin-dependent protein catabolic process. Bases 16 to 927 code for a protein of 303 amino acids. Gene Ontology annotation, molecular function: ubiquitin protein ligase binding; ubiquitin-like ligase-substrate adaptor activity. The record is from RefSeq and is a predicted model, not a curated record.